GGCGCCUGUCCCGGGCUGUCCCGGCUGCGGGGGAUUCCCGGGCUCGGGGCCAGGGGGCGGUCCCAGUGCGCGGAGUGGCCGCAGUUUCGGGGCGGAGGCGGGAGCUGCUUAAAUGCAGCGGCGACUGAGUGCUGGCUGGAGCAGCGAUGGAUAGGAGGAGACCGGACGCGAUAUCUGUGCGGGUUCUCCUGCCCAGGGAGCAGAGUAUCCGUGACGGCUGCAGCCUGCAGCGAGCGUGGAAGUGUGGGAUGGCGCUUGGAGUGAUCACGCUACUCGGCGCCCUCGGCGCCUACCUGUUACUGCAGCAUAUGCCACAGAGCAGCGCCCAGACCGGCACUACGGUCGAAGCUGACGUUGCCCGGGCACAUCUGACAGCCAAAGAAACUAGCAGUGAUCUCCAUGUGCUGCAGUGGGAAGACCAGUACGGACUAGCUUUUCUGAUGGGGGAGAUAAGUUACCAGAACCAGUCUCUAACCAUUCAGAAAGCAGGAGUGUACUAUGUGUACUCUCAGGUAUCAUUCCGAGGCAAGAAAAGCACUCAUUGUGGGUAUGUCACCCACACUGUCACCAAGCAGGUACAGAGUUACCCGGAACCCAUCCACCUGCUCAGCUCCACCAAGACAGUAUGCAGCCAGGAUAGCUCAUGGUCUGUAUCCAUCUAUUUGGGGGCCAUAUUCAAAUUGGAGAAUGGGGACAGAUUGGCUGUUCAAGUCAACAACGUGACACAUGUGGACAUCACCAGUGAGCAUAAAACUUUCUUUGGUGCAUUCUUGCUGUGAUCCCUCAGUUACGAAGUGCUGUAAAGAGAAAUUAAGCAUUCAUUCAGAGGGCAUUGAAUCUUGAUCCAUUACUUAUUUAAGCCCAUCUUUCCUACUGGACACAGGCCGUCAACAACAGCUCAUUGGGAGUCCUUUGUCUCUGUCUUGGGCCAGUCUUCCAGUUGUCUCCAGGUGUAGCCCAUCUUCUCCUUCUCUCAGGGAUGAGGUCUUUGGAGCUUCUGUUGGCAUUCCUUAGCUCUGGGUUUUUAUGGGAGGGGGUUGCUAGCUCCAUGCCCAACCCUCCUCCUUUCACAGCCUGGCUUGGGACUGUCCAUGGCAGAGUUAAUCUGAAUCCAUACUAUCCCAUAAAAAGAUUGAGAAUGGGAUUUGUCCAUCCAAAUUCAUGGAAGUAGGAAUCAUCAGCUGCCUUUUUAAGUAAUGUUUUGCACAGUCAGUUAGAGGUAGUAGGAAGAGAUAGAUUAAUCACACUACAUGUACAGGAAUAUGCUGGCUCGCUGCCUGUUUGUGUACAAUGAUGCAAUAGCAGUUUCCAGAGCACAGCAGUAGGCAGAGUGGAAGUCAGAAAAGAAAACUGAGAGAUUGUUCAAAAAGUUAACUUGAGUACAAUGAUGCAACAGCAGUAUCCAAAGAACAGCCUUGAAUGUUCAGUGAGCAGAGUGGGAGUCAGAAGAGGCAACUGAGAAUGAUUAAAAAGUUAGUAAUUGUAGAUCAAACCAAGCAAAGACUGAAGCAGCUUUCAAUGUGCCGAACACUCCCUGCCACCCGAGAUGAUCAAAUGCACCAGUGAAGCCCGUCUGUAAUGGAACUUUACUUUCUUUUACUGUUACUAACUGGUGAAAAUUCGACUUGAUUUUAUAUUUGGUGAUAUAUCCAUCGAUCAGAUGCAGAAACUCAUGACACUAAGAUGCAAUAAAAGAGAAUAUUCAGUCAUCAAGAGACAAUCCUACACUCCACUGAACCACUGCAUGUUUGAUGCAAUCAAAACUUCACUAGGCCUAUCUAUAUUUGUAAUAUGGGCACUUGAUUGUAUUGAAUUGUAUUGCUAUGCAAUGUUUAAUUUUCAUGUUAUUUAUCAAAUAUCAGAUAAUGGUCCUGCACAUUGGAAUUCACAGCAGAGAGAGAGAAAGGGUAGUUACUGAUGUCACUAUAAUACUUAUGGAUAUAGUUGAAAAUAUUGUGUAAAGACUAGAACUACUGACUCUUCAGCACCAUUUUGGUCCUGCAAGUGUUGUAUCUACUAUGUAUUCCAAAUUCUGCUGUGCAUUCUUGCCUCAGAUGUGCCUUGUGUUGUUUUAUAUUAAAACCUGAAUGAUUUAAUGAAUAUUAUACAUAAUAUGUAAACAGAUUCCUGUGUGGUAUUGUAGGACAUUCUGUUAAGCGAUGACCAUUUAUUCUGUAGAAUCCUCAUUCUUAACAUUUUGAAAGCACUCAUUUAAAACCUACCAUUCCUCCUGUUCUGCAGAACGUAAGCUGCUGAUAGUCAGACCAGGAAGACCUCACUUUGGGCACAUAGAUCCACAGCCAGCAGUAAGGUCCAUGGGAAGGUUGAGGGGGCUUUGAGGUGGUGUGUGAUACUGUAGCUGUUUAUCAGUUAGUUGCUCCAUUAAAGUAUUGGGCAUUAAGUGAGAACAGAGUUGAGUUUAAUGGUACAUCUUCAUUGACUGAAUCAUCAAUCAAGAAUACACUUCAAACGUACACCUUCACUGGCUGAAUCAUCUGUCAAGAAAGGCUGAAUCCAGGCUCCAGGGGUCUCCUGAAGUUUCCUGAUACUAGCAAAUGAAUGGCUGGAGAUAACUAAAUGCAAUACCAGACCACGCCUGAAUUGUUUGUGUUGUGCUUUGUUCUAUUUAUAAUUUUUUGUAAGAGAACUAACAUUUUAUUAAAGAUUGUAAU
Molecule: messenger RNA, 2672 nt
Organism: Hypanus sabinus (Atlantic stingray)
Lineage: Eukaryota; Metazoa; Chordata; Chondrichthyes; Myliobatiformes; Dasyatidae
Product: tumor necrosis factor ligand superfamily member 15-like
Exons: 4
Coding region: 147-779 (210 amino acids)
Biological process (GO): immune response
Cellular component (GO): membrane
Molecular function (GO): tumor necrosis factor receptor binding
Source: RefSeq, a predicted model, not a curated record